AUGGCGGGCGGCGGGGCGCUAAGGGCGCUGCCCGCGCUGCUGCUGCUGCUGCUGGUGGCGGCGGGCGCGCUGGGCAAGCCCACGGCGCGGCAGGAGCGCGCUCGGGCUGGAGCCGCGCAGCACGAGGACCUGCCCGGCUUCCAGUACGACCACGAGGCCUUCCUGGGCAAGGAGGAGGCGCGGAGCUUCGACCAGCUCAGCCCGGAGGAGAGCCGGGAGCGCCUGGGGAAGAUUGUGGACAGAAUAGAUGAUGACAAAGAUGGCUAUAUCACAACAGAGGAGUUAAAAACCUGGAUUAAACGAGUGCAGAAACGCUACAUCUAUGAAAAUGUGGCCAAAGUUUGGAAAGAUUAUGAUCUAAACAAGGAUGAUAAAAUUGCCUGGGAAGAAUACAAGCAAGCCACAUAUGGUUAUUAUCUAGAAAAUCCAGAAGAAUUCCAAGAUGCAACUGAUCAGCACAGCUUUAAGAAAAUGCUGCCCAGAGAUGAAAGGCGAUUCAAAGCUGCAGACCUGGAUGGAGACUUGGCUGCCACUCGUGAGGAGUUCACUGCUUUCCUGCACCCAGAGGAGUUUGAGCACAUGAAAAACAUUGUUGUCUUAGAAACCUUAGAAGACAUAGACAAAAACGAGGAUGGUUUUGUGGAUCAAGAUGAAUACAUUGCUGAUAUGUUUGCAAAUGAGGAGGGUGGACCAGAGCCCGACUGGGUGAUUACAGAACGUGAGCAGUUCUCAGAUUUCCGUGAUCUCAACAAGGAUGGAAAGAUGGACAAAGAUGAGAUCCAGCACUGGAUCCUCCCCCAGGACUAUGACCAUGCACUUGCUGAAGCCAGGCACUUAGUCUAUGAAUCUGAUGUAGACAAGGAUCAAAAACUAACAAAAGAGGAAGUUCUAGACAACUGGAACAUGUUUGUUGGAAGUCAAGCUACCAAUUAUGGGGAGGACCUCACGAGAAACCACGAUGAGCUAUGAUUCAGUGUGCCAGCCAGUGUGCCACACAUCUUUUCUCCACCUUACUGAAAUCACUGUGUCCAUCCCCUCCAGGAGGGAAGAUGGCCAAGGGACACUCACAACUGAAUGACUUGCAUUAAUAUUAUUUUUAACAUGCCAGCUUAUUACCUCAGAAACCACGUAGAAAUAGCUUUUUUACUCCUUUCACAUGAUUAAAUACAAUCUUUAGUUAUUAGAGUUUUAUUUUUGAAAAAAUUAAGAGGGUAACUAUUCUGAAUAGGUUAGAGCUUGGCAUGGAAAAGGGACUUUUAAAAACAUUGCAAAGAUCUUUAAUAGCCAAGUAUUUUCUUCAAAUACCCACUUUUACCAUAGUGAAAUGCGCCUAGGAUUAGAACCCUAAUGUUUAAUCAGACUUAAGUUAUUUAGUUGUCUUUUCUAAUAGUUUAGAGGUGACCCUUUGAGCCUCCUGCCCGGAGAAGAGUUUGAUACCAGCUUUGUCUCCACAGAGUAGCUGUGUUGGGCGAGUGCUGCUGCAGCCCCCUGGCUCCUGCUGCAGUGUGCAAAUGCACAGGUCCCUUGUCCCCGACCCUGCAUUCCCAGGCAGGCAUGCAGAGUCCAGCCUGGCAGCUGCUCCUCCCACAGCAGGGUAAUGUACAGCUGUUUGUGGGCCCUUGGCCUGGCUGCUUCCUGGGAGGAGCUGUGCCACAUGGAGCAUAAUUUAUCUCCUGCUUUUCACACUUCACCCCAGCCCUGCUCCUGUUCGCACAGUGUGAAUGGCAGCAGCUCUGUGACGGAGAGGGAAUGAGACAUGUCAUCCCUCUGGGCCUUCUGUCUCCUCUGCCACUAAGAGGACAGAUUCUUGUGGCUGAACUUCUGGGUUUGUGUGUUUAUACCUGUAACUCUAGAGACAGCUCUCCUUCCAAAAAAGGGGGAAGUUUUCCACAUAGGUGCUUUAUUUUUUACUGUAUAAUGUGAGUUGUUACGUGUAUAUUUUUAUAUAACCAACUUCUCCAAGUUUGGUUGUUUU
Melozone crissalis (California towhee) is the source of this 1975-nucleotide messenger RNA. It is a transcript of the gene RCN1, whose product is annotated as reticulocalbin 1. The record is from RefSeq and is a predicted model, not a curated record. Gene Ontology annotation, molecular function: calcium ion binding. The transcript is spliced from 6 exons. Bases 1 to 969 code for a protein of 322 amino acids. NCBI's taxonomy places the organism in Eukaryota, Metazoa, Chordata, Aves, Passeriformes, Passerellidae. Gene Ontology annotation, cellular component: endoplasmic reticulum.